GGGUGCAAGUGAUGAUGGACAUCGUAUUGAUUUCUAUCUGCCCGCUCCUCCCUUAUUGUGCAGGGCGCGCCAUCGAUCGUUGCACCGGCCCUAAAUUAACACCCUCGCGGUCACAGCGGCCCCGAUGGCCGCGGCCGACGAUUUUUGCGUUGAGUCCCAAGUGCUCGUGCGUGUAAUGUGUUUUUAAAUCUCAUUGUCACCGGUCACGUGGAUGUGUUUUUACGUGCUUGGAUUGUUUCUCGUUGCGACAUUAAUUAUUUAUUAAUCGACUAUUAACUGUUAAUAUUGAUUACCUAAAUUACUGUUCAAUUAGACAUUGUAUAAAUAGGUGCAACUGCAUUGUUUGUUUAAUUGUGUUAUGCAAUUGAGUGCAUUUGAACUCAAACCAAUACUCACAACAUAAGCUUUAAUAAAAAAAAAGAAACACAGACGCUCAAACGGAACGCGAGUCUGCGGACGCUGAAAAAAAAAGUAAAACGCAUCAAAGAUUAAAUAAAGCACGGAGAAGUGACAAUCGCAAAAGUGGCGACGCUAGGGGCUCGCGUGGAAUGCGCGGGAGCGGAUCUGUUUAGCGUGCGCGCACGCCCCGACAGCGCCGUGCCGCCCUCCGAGCAGCCGGCCAUGGCGACCGAGACCGCUCGGUUGCACGCAGGCGGCGCCGCGGGCGAGCAGCAGUACUCGCUGCGCUGGAACGACUUCCACUCGGCCAUGGUGUCGUCGUUCCGGCGCCUGCGCGACGAGGAGGACUUCGUGGACGUCACGCUGGCAUGCGCCGGCGCCACCUUCACAGCGCACAAGGUGGUGCUAUCAGCCUGCAGUCCGUACUUCCGAAGAUUAUUGAAAGCGAACCCGUGCCAGCACCCCAUUGUUAUCCUGCGAGACGUUCACGACAAAGACAUGGAAAGUUUACUAAGGUUCAUGUACCAGGGCGAGGUCCACAUAGGCCAAGAGCAGUUAAAAGAGUUCCUAAGAGCGGCGCAGCUGCUGCAGGUCCGAGGGUUGACGGACGUUCCUCCACCGGCACCGCUGCCGACGCUGGACCAGAAGGCUUCACCAUCAGCAUCAUCAUGGACAGAGACGGGCAGCGGAGGGUCCCGCGAGGGUCGGGAGCCGCAGCCGCGCGAGGGCCGCCGCACUCGCCGCCCCGACGAGGGCGCCCCCUGCACCCCGCCGCCCAAGCGCGCGCGCUCCUCAGACCUCUACCAGGCGCAGAUGAAGACCAGGUAUGGGAGGACGGAGCAACUGUUGGCGGUGCAAGGCGCGAGCCCGGAGCGACUGGGCACCAACGGCCACGAGCUGGCUCUGUUCAGCCAGGCGCUGGAGACUGCACAAAACCCGCACCUCACCGGCGUGUCCAAUCAUCUGUCAGGUGACGGCGACGAGUCUUCGUCGGACGCGGGCGCGAGCGACACAGAAGGCGAGAACAGAGCCAAGCAGGAACCUGUGGAUUAUGACGAUCCCAGCACCAUGGCCAAUACCAACGGCGCUCUCCCGCCUAACUUCCCGGGGCUACUCAACUUGCCAGGAUUUCCCGGCUUGCCAGGACCUUCAGGAAUCCCAGACAAUUUCGGCGGCUGUCGUAGAACGCAAGAUCUUCUGCGCGUGCGAGCGACCGAUCCCCGGCCGUGCCCCAAGUGUGGAAAGAUCUACCGAUCCGCGCACACGCUGAGAACGCAUCUUGAAGACAAACACACUGUGUGUCCUGGAUACCGCUGUGUCCUCUGUGGAACGGUGGCCAAGUCUCGCAACUCGCUCCACUCGCACAUGUCGCGGCAACAUCGCGGCAUCUCCACCAAGGACCUCCCAGUGCUGCAGAUGCCGACACGUUUCGACCCAGAACUCGCCAGCCAAUUAUUAGCAAAAGCAGGAGUGAAGGUAUCACCAGAACAGCUAAGGGCACGAGCGUCGCCCACCGGCCCCCGUCGCUCGGACAUCAAGCUGGACGCCAAGUCUGCUGCCUCUGAGAACAGCUCCCUCUGUGGUGACAACGAUGACGACCUCAGCCAAUCAAAAUACCAGGACUCCAUACCCGUCUCUCCUCCACAUAUAAACAACUUGACGAACACAACAAUCACAAAAGUGCCAGCAGUCAGGGCAGUCACCGCCAAAGCCGUGGAGAGCCUGCCACAUGGCCUCACCGCUAUGAAGCACGACGACUACCCGCCAGGGUUCGGGGGAGGCUCUGCCAUACUGGACACCUAUCUGCAGUAUAUCGGAGAGAACGUGUUUGGCAUGAACGCAGCAAAAUUGGCACAAAUCAACGCAAUGCACAUGGACAGAAAAACUUACGACGAACCUUCACCGCAAAUGGGAUCAUUACCACCCCCGCCCACCACACUAGCCCACCAGCGCUUCUUAAAGCAAAUGCAAAGGCAGUACACCGAGAACAUGGGCAAACCCGACAUCAUGCGAGACUCGGACGAACCAUUGGACCUGGGGAAAGAGAGACAGAGGAACGACAGCAUCAGUGAAGCGGAAACGGAUAAGCAAGACAUGCUAGACAAGGACAUGAAUAAGGAUUAUUACAAAGGUUACAAUGACGAUGACAGAAAUAGGGGGAAUUGUGACCAGGAUCAGGAGCACAGCGGACAAGACGAAGGCGACUACUCCGAGGACGAACACAACAAGAUCCCGUCUUCAUGAAAUGAUGCUGUGAACUAGUUUUCCAGUGGAACUGUUACGUUUUGUUGAUGGUUUUGAAACGGUGCUUGAGUGUUAUGUUACGUCAUUAGCUGAUUCAUUUUAAUUACGGUUUUAUUGUUGACCCGUGGAAUGUCGUUGGUGCCAUUGACCGAUAUAAUGUACAUUUUUAAGGACUGGGUCGAUCUUUUACGUGGAACUGUGGAAGAAUUCGGCGUUUACAUACGAAUGGUAUAUUCCUUGUGAAGGUGUUAGGCCGCUAGUUCGACCCGCGUACACAGUAGCAGCUAUACCGUCGACUCGUCACUUGUGAGAUUGUUUAGUAGUAAAUAACUAGUGAGUAGUAAGUUUAUCGUAUAUGUGAGGUCCCUGACACGUAGGGCCGCUUACAUAGUAAUUCCAUCCAACUACCUCAACAUUCGGGCCAAUAAGGCGACAUUAUAUAAAAAAAUCCACACAAAUUGUGAAAUUCCAUCCAUCUACCUCACUUCAAUAGAUUUUAUUUAAUAUUUUAUACAAUUUAUAGAUAUAAUAACUGUUGUUUUAUGCAUUUUGCAGAUUGCAUUUAUAUAUACUAUAUAGAGUAUAUCGUAGGUAAAAUAUUACGCGAGUCAUUAGGUGGUUCAGCGCUGCCCGUAGAUAAUAUAUCUUUACCGUUUUAUUUUUUAUAGAGAAACGCACUCACUAGAGAAAUAUUAGACUGUCACGACCGUAGCGAGUAACAUAUUACCUUUAUAUCGAAUGGAUAUGCACCUAUACAUAUAUUUAGGAGAAAACAAGAUAUCUUUGUAUACGAACAAAUAUAACAGAGCUUAAAGUUAAAAAUAUUUAUCGAUGUGCGUUCGAUGAAUCGCUGAUUUUAUAUAUCGUAUUGCAAGAGUUAACGAUGCAAUACGAGUGUUUUAAAACUCAACAUCUACUGCCUUGAGACUGAAUAUUUUCCAAGGAUAAGUAUUUUCAUAUAUCUGUGUAUUCUCAAGCGAUUCGUGAAUAUAUUUAAAAAAAAGUUCAAAUUCGACAUAAUGAAAAGAGAUCGUAUUGACGCGUUGUACAUAAUGUGGUGAUAUAUAAAAGUACAUAAAUAAUAAACAAAUAGAAACAAAAGCAAUAAAUAAAGUAUACCUUGAUGUUGCCUUCGAAUUCGUGUAAAUAAGUGGGUAGUUUACAGAUUGUGAUUGUGUUGUUUUGACAAAAGGGCCAGAACCCAGAGCUGUAAAGCCAGCAAAAAGUCGUUUCGCGGGCAGGUGUCAUUCUCGACAGUCGAUACAAUACUGAGAAAGAGUAUAUUCUUUGUAAUGAUGUGGGCUCGUUACUUGAAUAACAUUACUGUGAUUACAAUCUCAUAUUAGCCUUCGAUAAUUAUACAUAUUUUUUAGAGUACAAUGUUAUAGUUAUUUAGUAUAUCGUAAGAUUAUUUGUAAGCGAGUCACAAAAAAUAUUUACUUCCCAAACGUUAGGAUUCACUUUAUUUAAGAAUUUAGAGCAAUAGGUGAAGCAUUUAACCUUUUUUAUGUGAGAGGAAUGGGAGAUUUUGAGUUUUCCGACUUGCCACACCGUAGCUGUCAGUUUUGACAGCGCGUUUAUACUGUGCUCAUGUAUUACGAAACUUUGAUACAAUGCGUAACCCGAGGCUGGAAAAAUACAGUUUUAUAGAUAGUGCUAUAAUAAUAAUUUCAGGCAAUUACGAUUGCGACGGUAAAGGUUACACCGGCAAUUAAAAUUCCGCAAUUACAGGCAAUUUAUCUAUUGAUCAAUCUGGAGCAAUUAUUUUGCAUACAUUGCUCGAAAUUUUAAAUAUUGCUGAGUAUUGCCGCAAAUUGCUUCAUGUGAUCGUGACGUCAUUAUUGACUAAAUUGCCUGGAAUUGCGGAAUUCAAUUGCUCGUGCAAGCGUACCUUUACAUCAAUCACAAGUUUCGUAAUACAAGAUCUGUGGUGCGGAUGAUGACAAGUUCGCAUAAUACAAGUAGAAUAAGUGCUACGGGUUGAUUGAAUAUUAUUUUUUAGUAAGUUAGUGAGAUUUGACGGGUUGCGUCAGUUUGGUUUUGCGUUAAACAAAAUAGUGCGUCCACACUAGCUGCAGAUCUGUUAGCGGCGUUACUAAACACUAGAUACUCGUACUAGGUAACGGAACGAAGCGGCGCUAAUCAAUCUAUCUCACUCACACGCUAUGAACAGGUAUACUGUGUAAAUGAGGUCGACUGAUUAGCACCGCUUUUUUCGAUUCGUUUAUUCAUUUCAUGUAAUAAAUGUACGCAUAACGCGUGCCAACAGAACAAGGUGGUGUUUAUCAUUCUGUCUCAUUCACACACUAUACUGUGUAAGUGAGAUAGACUGAUUAACAUCGCUCUUUUCGAUUCGUUUCUUUGGCAAGAGAACAUACCAUUUAAAACGGUUAAGUUCUGCAGCUAGUUUGGGUCCACUAUAACCUUGUUGACAGUUAACGGUGUUGCCAUAGUAAGUAAUUAUUAUUUUUGAAUGUAAAUAAGUUUUGAUUGUUUAGACGAGAGAAGUGUGCUUAUUUUUGUCAUUACGUUAUAGAAGGUUGACUUGUUUAGAAUAUACGCAGGUACAUAGUCGUUGAAGCACUGUACACUUUACAAUAGUCAGUUACCAGAAUGUGAUUAAGAAAUAUAUAUUUUUUCAGAACACAGUUUUGCAUACCACAAGUUAAAUAUAGCGGACAGUGUUGAAGUUACAUCGGAGGUGUUUACCUUCAUUUUAACCGAUUUCCAAAAAAAAAGGUCCUUAUUCCUGUAUGUUUUUCUAUUGUUUUAUUGAUAGCCUAAAGCUGAAGAGUUUAAAAUGUCUAUUCUAUUCAUCCAUUUUUAGACCAACCGAGGAUCUUCAAAGCAGUUCAUUUUAAUUUUCUAUUACAAAUACUAAUAAUAUUACUGCACGUUUUUGUAUGGUUUGGACAGAGGUUUUCUUCUAGUUUAUCGUAUAUAAAACGAAAUAUGUUUAUGUUGAUUGUGUGGGUUUGUAAUUAAACAAAGAAUUUAACAGAUUUCUUCUUAUAACGCUCUAUGCUUGUCACUAGAUAAAAAAUCCGUAAUGCCUGACAUAAGCGAAACUGCGAUGUAACUUCGAACAUCGUCUCAUUCGUUGUUGAUUAUACUAUAUAAUUAUAUACCAGUGGAGAUAUUAUGAUAUUUAGGGCUUUAAGUCGAUCAUUAUGCUCUUAGUAUUGUGUAUAAAGUAUGUUUAGUUACCUUUUUGAACUUUCAAAGUUCGGCAAUGACUGCUAAUCUUUUGUACACCAAACAUGCACCAAACUUAUGAAAAUUAGGUUGUGUUCACUAAAAUUUGCAGAAGUUAGAUCUGGCAAAGUUUUACUUUUCAAUGGAAAACAAGAGAAACCUUUUUUACCGACCAAUCUCCUGCGUGUCUCCUUCAAGCUACUCGACAUUGACGAAGUGCAUUGUGCUGGGUUGGCACUACAAUAAGCCAGUCUAUCAAGUAACGUGAAGUGAAGAGAAACCUUUCAAAAAUCGAUAUUGACAUUAAAACAACACCUGACUUCUGCAAGUUUUAUGGCUAAUGGACAAAAGUUCAGAAGUGGGAUGCAGUUUUAAUUUACAAAGCAUAAUAAUUAGUUUACCCAAAUAUAUAUUUGGAAAAAUCUAUUUUGAAUGAUGAAUGACAAAUAAAGUCUAUUUGUCAUGAUCCUACUAAGAAGUGUUGUUUUUUUAGUAGUUUUAUGACAACCAUAGUAAUACUAGUGCCAUCCUCCUUAUUACAAUGUUCAGUUUAGAAAGGGAUGGCUAGUUUUUUGUACUGUCAGGGAAGUUUAGUGUACAAAAGAAUUGGUAGCAUUAUCAAUUUUUGUUUUAGUCCCCCGACUAUACCUCAUUAGUCUGCAUAAGAUUCAUUAUUUUUUGCAAUUAUUAUUAAUUAUGUAUAUGAAUUAAGCUGAGCGUUUUAAAUAAUGACAAUCAUUAUUUUAUUUUUUUGUGUACUUUUUUCUUGACUGAAAGAGUAAUGAUUAUUUGUUAAUACAAUGUUUUUUCUAUCAUAGAGGCACAAUAUAGAAUUCAGUCUUCUUAAUUCAUUAGUUCAUAUGUAGUUUAUUUAAUGAUUUGUUUAAGGGUAGAGACAAAUUUAACGGAAUUCCACGAGCGAAAAUUCGCGCGGAAUUCCGCCUCAAUGCGUAUUUGAAAGAAGAGUGCCAUUCACGCGCGUUUUUCCGUGCGUCUGCGUAGUUUUGGCAACCUUUUGUUCGUGUGUACUUACUAUCUAAUCGCAAAACCGAGGCGAAAUUUCCUUUCAGAUUAUUUGGGCGGUGGCUUUAGCGGAAAUCCGCAUGUCUUUGUGUUAGAUUUGUCCCUAAUUUUAAACUAUCCAGGUUGUUAUUAGGAACGUUUGGUAGUUUGUUCCAAGUGAAUGUUGUCAGAUAUCCUAAAACGCACUCAAUUAUGUGAAAUUAAUCAUUUAUUAUACACAACUAUCCGGUUUCUUUUAUAAAACAAAAUAUAUUAUUGAAAAUAUUUUAUAACUUUUAUUUAUCUUUUGAAAUGGCUUCACGAUAUCGUUAUCUACCCAGCUGGUAAAUGAACACAAUAAGGCUCAAGGUACAUUAUCGCAUGUAAGCGAAGAGAGGGUUGUAUAGUACUUAUACGACGUAAUGUAAAAAUGUGAAAAAUAAAAUGAAAAUUUUCCGCAAAUGUGCCCGCUUGCUCCACACGAGUAAGGAUAUUACGUAGUGAAUUUACAGUUCAGUCUACUUUGAAACAUUGUAGAAAAGAUUAACUUCGCUUCGACUCACUGCUAAUGUGCCUUUAGCCUUAUUAACACUUAUCACUUAGUGGCAUUAACAGUUUAGUUUAACAACCAUCAAGCUAGGCUGAGCGCACUACACUGUAUGUUUAGUGUUGCCAGUUGCCACCAUUAAAUAAAACUAAAUUAGUACAAAAAUAUUCUCUGUUGGUAUCCUUUAAAACUAAGUUUUUUUUUUUUAAUUUUAACAACGCCACGCCUCUGCCAUUGUACAUUAGUGUACUAGAUGUAUGCUUCACUACAUUAUAAUAAAACAAGAUAAUAAAAAUAAUUGUUUUGAAAAACUUUGUGGUUUUAAUUUGUAGCCAUAAUACAAGCUAUUUUAAUUUUCUACUACAAAAAAUAGGUAGAAUUCGACGAACCAAAAAGUGAUUAUAUAAAUAUUAAACGAGCAAUAAGAUAAAAAUAAGAAAAUAUGUACUUACAUUUUUUUAAACACCACUGUCAUAUUUUUUCUACAACAAGAAUUUUAAUGUCCGUGAUACUCACACUAUUAGGAUGGGUGUACAUUAGAUCGCGAUCAUUCUGUAGUUCCAAUAACAAUGAAACCAGUGUGAAACAUACAUUACUCAUACGUUGAAUUAUUAAGUACUAGCUGACGCCCGCGACUUCAUCCGCGUGGAUUUAGGUUGUUACAGAUCCCGUGCGAACUGUUUGAUUUUCCGGGAUAAAAAGUUGCCUAUGUCAAUUCCGGGAUAAAAAGAAAGAUUUGUUAAAAAACCAACCAUAUUUUAUUAAAUGGAAUUACAUUUUUGCAAAAUAUUCACAUUAUACUCUUAACUACACUGAAGCCUAUAGCUAUUAGAAUAAAUUACACAAUAUUAAUGUUAUAUUUUAUCACAUAAUAUAUUACUAUAUUUUAUUCUUAGAAAAUAAAUAAACUACAUUUUUAAAUAAAGUAGAAACCCAAUUAUCUGGACUUCUAAUGGACACAGCUGCGAUAAACAAAUUUGUGGAUAUAAGAAAAUAUUUUUAUAACACAAAGGCUGGCAUCAGCUUAUCUUAUACUUUGUAAUGAUAACAUUGACUUUUUUACCUUUUUUGGGCAUUUAACUAUCGGAAUUUAGCUCUCUAAAAGCCAUAAAGCAAAAUAAGAAAAUGAGUGUAAUUUUUAGUGUACAAGUGUGUCACUAUAAUUAGCAUAAAUCUGUAAAAAAUAUAGAGAUAAUAAUAUAUUAGAAUACUUACAUUACUUUUUUUUCAGUAAAACUUCUUCAGGCGUACUCGAAAGAUUGCUCGAGAGUAACUCGGAUGUUUUCGGACGGAAGUAACGUACCUACAUUACUUCCAUCGAAAAUGGCCGCCAAAUAGAUCAGAUGUUUUAAAUUCGCCAUCUUUUAUGGUGGUGCCAGUUUUUAGGUAAAAUGCAAGUAGUGAGUGCCAUAGAUUAAAAGGUCUACACGAUGUGGGUACACCUUGUGCUGAAUCAUUUUCAAAAAGUAAUUCCCACACCUUUUUUUUUACAAGGACUAUUUUUUUAUUAAUGGAAAGUCUUUGGCUUGUAUGACUAGUGAGAUAAAGUAGUUUACUUUGUUCCCUUGUGGUGUAAACAAACUCUCCAAUGUGCUCUGAGCCAAUUCACAGAUUUACGCCAAUUUUAGCGACACUUUUGGUUUACAUACUCUUAAAACUCAAAAUGUCCUUUUGUCCUUUUGACUGACAGUCAAAAUAAUCGUGUUUCUACUGUUAUAAAAACCAAAAUUAAUCAUAUCUAGAAGCCUUUUAGUCCAAGAGAGUACAUACACUCUAGUUUUGUACAUACAUAGUAUAAUCUAAAGUGUACAAGUGUGGAAAAUUCGUAUUUUGUGUAAUGGUGUGGGCGGACCCGCUAGUCCCGUUUCUCCUUCUUCUUAGUCAGAAGGUAAUGAACGCCGACGAGGGCGUUCAUU
Maniola jurtina (meadow brown) is the source of this 9303-nucleotide messenger RNA. It is a transcript of the gene ab, whose product is annotated as protein abrupt. Gene Ontology annotation, biological process: regulation of transcription by RNA polymerase II. The record is from RefSeq and is a predicted model, not a curated record. Bases 622 to 2643 code for a protein of 673 amino acids. Lineage: Eukaryota; Metazoa; Arthropoda; Insecta; Lepidoptera; Nymphalidae. Gene Ontology annotation, cellular component: nucleus. The transcript has 14 exons. Gene Ontology annotation, molecular function: protein binding.